CUUGAUUUAAUAGCCCCAGCAUCUAGCGACAUGCACCCCAGACUUGAAUCUCGAUUAUUACUUUUUGAUUGCAUUAAGUAACUCAUCGACAAACCGUAAUUCAGGCUUCUACGUCUCUACGUAAAGAUGUAGUUAGCAUGUGAUAUGCGUGGGGAGGGUCAGAAAUUUAUGCGCAAGCGUCAACGAGUGCUAAUUGCGUCGUGGUAGGGUAGCUUCUCACCAUGGUGUGGACCUUUACCAAGCACGACGCACUCGCUUUUUGCCUGAUUCUCGUGGCGUCGGUGCUCGUUUCUUCUCGAGCUGACGAAUACGGACAGGGAGGAUGCGGCGGCAAUUCCUUAAAGUGCAACCAAGUCGUAUCGUACACGGCGACAACUACAACGCAGAAAAAGGUGUCUUACACAGAAAAGUACACGGAUCAGUGCGGGGACAUUUGGAAAUGGUUUUCUUGUGAAAAAGAAAGGACAAAGUACAAGUACGAGACUGUAAAUAAAGACGUCACAAGGUACAGGAUUCAAUGCAGAGACUGCAACAUUGACUGCCGAGUCAGCCUGUGGACGGCUUGGAAAUGCACAACCUGUUGCGCUGAUAUCAAAGAAGAAAGAACACGCACCGUGACCGUUGCUAAGAACGGCAACGGUGCGAACUGUCCGAGCCUAAAAGAGACGAGGACGGUCUAUGACGACAACAGAGCUUGCUAUAUUUCGGGUACAUGCUACAAAAAUCUUGCCUUCUCUACCAACGGCUGCAAAAAAUGUAAUAAAGGCAUAAACAGAUACGAUUGGGAACUACUGUCCACUAUCAAUUGCAAUGACAACACUCAGUGUACAAAGAACGACCAGUGCAUUAACGGUGAAUGCAAAGGAACGGCAUAUACGUGCGAGACGUGCCAGUACUGCGACGGUUCCGGUUGUCCGACACGCGUUGGUAUGUGCUACAUCCAACAAACGUGCUACAACCUGAAAGACCCAAAUCCGGCCUCGCCGCAAUGCCAGAUAUGCGAGCCCAAUAAAGGCGAAAACUGGAAGUUCUACUCGUUGACGGGAAAUGCGUGCGAUGACAAGGACAUCUGCACUAGAGGUGAUAGUUGUAGUGCUGAUGGUCUCUGCGUCGGCAGGCCCUACACGUGCUUAACCGACUGCCAAGCUUGCGACGGCAACAAUGGUUGUAAGACGACCAAGGGCUGCGUGACGGCAGGGAAGUGCGGUUGCAGCAUUAACGGACAAUGCUACGUACAUGGCGCGCCUAAUCCAAACAACAUGUGCCAGAAAUGCGACAUCUACAGCAAUGCGGAUGGAUGGACCAACCUGGCCGACGGAGCGAUUUGCGACGACGGCAACGCAUGCACUCGUAAGGACAAAUGUACGACCGGUGCAUGUGGCGGGGAUCCGUUCACGUGUCCUACAGAUCCAACCUGCAUAGAAUCCAAUGUCUGCAACGGAGAUGGUUGCGACAUCGUGUAUAGAAAGGCAACGUAUCUUUGCUAUAAGAACAAGGAUGCCUGCGACUGGCCAGAUCAAUACUGCACGGGCAGCACCGCGACGUGCCCACAGGACAGUCUCAAACCGAUUAACGGCAAGAAUAUAGAUAAGGGGACCGUGUCGGUUCUGAAUUUCGCCAUCCCGACGGCGACCGAGUUGCUCUACACUGCUGCCGAGUCUGGAACGUUUUACCGUAUGAUGACACAAAACAAGGGAAUAAAAGCCAAGUUCAUUGGAUUCACGGUGCCUUGCGACGGCGUCUCCUUCUCGUGGCAGCUCGUGAAAGCUACGGGUACUCAACCGUCCGUUACUGGAGUACUGACGGCAACCUCGGGAAAGAUCGGAACGACAGAGGUAUCUGCUUCUAACCUAAACUUGGACAACGGUGGGGUUUAUAAGAUCUUGCUGACUGCUAAGAAUGUCCGUUCCGACUCCCAACAAGUCGAGUCCCAACUUAUUCUCGUUGAUACGACGCCUCCGACAUUCUCCGGAACCAUUAACGACGGCGAUGCCAAAGUAGACAUACAAUAUCAGGCGGCGACGACGACACUGUCGGCCUAUUGGGAUCCCAACGACUUUGCAGACCCGGAAAGCGGCAGAGACACGAACUCGUUCCAAAUAGGAGCCGGUUUGAAAGCGUAUGAGACGACUGUCGCCGGGUUCACGGCAAGCAAGGCCAAUGAAGGCGUCCUCAACAAUUUAAAGUUGCAACACAACACGCGGUACUACAUAACAGUGUCUAUAGCGAAUCGAGCCGGGCUACGAGGUCAAGCAGCCUCAAAUGGCGUCCUUGUUGAUACCACUCCCCCCGUUGCAGGCACGGUCACAGUGUUGAAUGACGAAGGAGGAAAACUCGUAUACUUGGCAGCUUGUAGUCGUCAGAUUGAAGCUACUAUUGUCAACUUUAAGGACGACGAGAGUGGCCUCGACUCUUUCCAAUGGCAGAUCUGUAAGCACCCACUGACAAGCCCACUGCAGCUGUCCUGUUCGCAACAGGGGUAUGUCGAAUUUGCCUGCUCUCCAGACAACAACUGCAAGUUAAGCGUCUCUCAUCCGCAAGACAGAAUGGUGGAAAACGGCUGUUUCGUCAACGCCUAUUUCUAUCAACUCUACAUCAAAGCAAUAAACCGAGCAGGACCGUUCACGGAAGAGCUCUCGGACAAAUUUACCGUAGAUCUGGAACCACCCAUUGCUGGAGUAGUCAACGACGGGUUAGCAGCAGACAUUAAUUAUCAAUCGAACGAUCAGACUUUAAGUGCCAAUUGGCAAGGAUUCCGGGACGAGGUUAGUGGCAUAGACACCUGCGAACUGGCAGCGUUCGAAGAGUAUGGAACGGCAGAUGAGAAGAAAAUCGUUGACUACCUCAAAGUCCAGGCAUCUGGUCAAUGGACAUCGGAUAAACUAAGUUUGAUCACCGGCAAGACAUACUAUAUUAACGUCAAAUGCCAAGACAAGGCUGGUCUUAUUAGAGAAGUGACAACAGACGGUGUUAUGGUCGAUGCCGUAGCGCCGCAGCCAGGUCUCAUACUCGACACGGACGACAGAAAUCUGGACGGCGACGUCGACUACCAGACGUCGACCACAGAAGUCCAGACAAAGUGGGAUGCGUUCACGACCGCAAGCGGUCUCAAAUCGUGCACGUGGGCACUGUCUUCGACGUCCGAUCCGAACAAGGUCGGAGACGUGGUAGGCGACCAGCCUGUACAACUAACCGGACGCAAUUUCGACAGGAAAGUCCAACUGACGCCCUACGUCAAGUACUUCGCGAGCAUACAAUGCAAAAGUAACGCCGGAUUGACGUCAGACGUCGCCUUUUCCGACGGAAUCACGGCUGACAACACCAACCCGGUAGCCGGUACAGUCAUCGACUUGUGUAACGACGGCUGCGGAUCACAAGACGACGUCGUCUAUUCUGCGGACAACACGGCGCUUCGAUUCCGCUGGACUGGCUUUAGUGAUCCUCACAGCGGCGUCGUCGAGUACGAAUGGAACUACGCGACGUGCGGCACCAAUUUCUACAUAAUGCAGCAAUUUCUCUCCGCGGGGCUAAACACCACCGUUCUCAAGACCGGACUCGUUCUCAACCACAACGAACGCUACUGCGUAACAGUCCGCGCAAUCAACGAGGCAGGCGGAGAAACCAUUUCCGUCGGAAGCGGAGUUUUGAUCGAUACGACUGCCCCAAAAGGAGGCAUAAUUCACGACGGUUCCAGUGCUGGUAAAGACAUAGAUUUCCAAUCUAACAACAGAGAGCUAUGGUACACAUGGGAUCUGAUCGUGGACCCGGAAUCGAUGAUCGAAGAUUUGACAAUCAAAGUGGGGUCGUUACCAGGUCUCGAAGACGUCAGUCCGACUCAGUCGAUUUCCAUCACAGCCGUUUCCUACUCUAUCGGAGCCUUGCUGCUGAAACACAACCGUGUUUACUACGGAACGGUCUGUGCGACAAAUAAAGCGCGAGUUGAAACGUGUGUUCGCGCCGAUGGCGUUCUCAUCGAUGCCUCGCCACCGGAUGUAGGCGUGGUCGUCGACGGGGUCUUGCAGCCGGACAUAGACUAUCAGUCCAAUGAUCACACAAUCAAGGCCCACUGGUAUGGAUUUAAGGACGUCGAAAGCAACAUCCACAAGUUCGAGUGGGCCAUUGGAACGACGCCAAACGGUACUGACGUUACCGGCUUCACCGAAAUCGGAACGAAUGUCACCGCCACAGAGACCGGACUAAGUCUCGUCAACGGGAAGAAGUACUACGUCACCGUCAAUGCCUAUAAUCCCGGCGGUCACAAAGUGACCAAAGAGUCGGACGGAGUAGUCGUAGACACCACCGCACCGUCGCACCAGGGAAAGCCGACGUUUAAAAUAACAGGAAAUUCGGUGCUCACCGCCUCGUGGAAGAACUUCACCGACUCCGAGAGUUCCAUCUGGUUCUACAAGUGGGCCGUCGGUACGACAAAAUGCGGAACACAGAUUCAAGCGCACACAAACGUCGGCCCGGUAGCAAACGGCAAACUAACCGGCGCAAGCUUUAUCGCAGGAACGACCUACUAUAUCUCCGUCAUCGCGAGAAAUCGAGCAGAUCUCACCGACCACAUUUGUUCCGACGGACUUCUCUUUGACGACACACCGCCCAAAGCCGGUGAAGUACGAGACGGUUCGAGCGACGAUAUCGAGUAUACAUCUGACGAUGACUCUAUUGCUGCCAACUGGGACGAUUUUGUCGACCCGGACAGCGGGAUUUCGACCUGCUACUUUGGUGUCGGUACUUCGACGUCUAAAACCGACACACAGGGAUUCGUUGAUAUCAAGACGGUCACAUCAUAUACACUGAAAGGUCUUUCGCUGGUGCAAGGAGUCAAGUAUUAUGUUCAUGUCAGAUGCACGAACGGCGUUGGUAUGCAUAAUACAACAAAGACGUCCAAUGGUGUACUGGUCGACGUAACGGCACCUGUUAACGGCUCGGUAAAAACGGUCAAAUAUCAGUCGUCGACGACUUACGUUGCGGCGACCUGGGGUGGAUUUGUCGACCCGGAUUCUGGUAUCGAGUCGUACUGGUGGGCCAUUGGUAGCCGCACACCCGAUUCGGUCGACAUUCAGGGACUCGUCGAUGUCGGGCCCCGACAGUCCAAACGUCUUACUAACCUAAAUCUAACAGCGCAUCUAACCUACUACGUUUUCGUUAGAGCCUACAACAAAGCGGGUCUCUAUACUAGACGCCAUUCUGAAGGACUGACGGUAGAUAAUUCACCACCAAUAGCAGGAAACGUUCAAGACGGGCUAGGCAAUCAGGACAUCGACUGGCUCACAGUUAGGAAAGGAAUCGGUGCAAAAUGGUCGGGAUUCAAUGAUCCCCACAGCCAGAUCGACUACUACCGCUGGGCAGUGGGAACAAACGCAGGAGGACGACAACUGCAAGAUUACAAGAAAGUAAACGCAAUACAAGACACCUGUCAGGGUUGUGAAUUCACUUCCGGCAGCAGCUAUUUUGUCACGGUAGAAGCGGUGAAUGGAGCCGGACUGACGACAACCGUCUCGUCUGAUGGAUUUGUAGUCGAUCUGACCCCUCCCGAUGUGAGUCCUGUCAAGGUCGUCAAGUGGCAAAGUGUGGACUUUCUGGCUGUAGAAUGGUUGGGAGCCAGAGAUGCUGAAAGCGGCCAGCUGUCGUGUUGGGUGACUAUCGAUGAUAAGCGAGAACACGUGAUCUCAACGGCAGACAGCCAAACCGUUCUCGUCGACACAGCACGACUACAAUUGGGAAAUCAAAUAAACUGCUCUGUCGAAUGUGUCAACGAGGCCGGUUUGAGUAGCACGGUCUCUCCAGUUCUCGUGGAUGCAUCUCAACCGUCUAAAGGUACACUGACGAUAUUCGAUCAGACGGAAUACAGUUUCAUAGUCGAAUGGACAGGAUUUGAAGAACAAGAGAGUUACAUUGCUUACUACGAAUGGGAUGUUGUACCGUGUCUCAACAACACCUACACGUUCUCGCGUGUUACACAGAGUGAUGACUUCCAAGUUUCCUAUUCCGUUCCAGAAGACUCGGACGAGAAAUGUUUCACUGUUUAUAUGAGAGCAACAAACUCUUUCGGACUCCCAUCAAACGUCGCUAGCAUAAAGGUGCAGCUGACGUCGGUGGACAAACCGUCAGAAGGCUCGUGUUGCGACAUCAACGUUCGAUACACAAAAAAUGAAAUCGUAGCCACAUGGGAUUGGAAGCCAGGCUUCGAACGGUUUGCAAGCAAGGCCACCUACCGCUGGGCGGUAGGGACCGAAGUUGGACGAUCGCUUGUCCUGAGUUACACAACAGCAGGAACUAACCAGACGGGCUUCUGCUCCAGUUGUUCUAUAGUACAAGGAGCAACUUACGUCAUUACCGUUCAAGCAUCUGUUGACAACUUCGAAACAUUCAUUAGCAGUCAAUCAGAUAAAAUAAUCAUAGACUUCACCGAGCCCGAGUGCGGCAUAGUUCAAGAAGGCAGCGAAGAAAGUGAUAUAAAGUAUUAUCAACUCGACGAUCUAUACGCUCUCCAUUGGGGUGAGGGCUGGGGUUACGGUUGGUGUGACCAUUGGAAACAUAUAACAAAGAGAGACCCGAGUAACACAAAGACAUCAAUAGUUUGGAAAGAAUUUACAGAUGAAGAAUCGGGAGUAAGGACGAUGAUAGCUGAAGUCAUGGAUAACAAGAAAGGUGGAAAAAAGAGAUCAACAGAUGACCUCGCAAUUUGGAAUAUGACCAUCCAACCGGCGACGAAAAACGGAACUCUGAAAGAUAUCGAUCUACCAUGGAUAGCAGGACACUGCUAUAAAUCAGUGGUGACGUGCAUCAACGGCGUGGGACUAAGUUGUCAGGCAGAGUCCGACGGAUUUUGCGUCGACGGAACCCCACCCGUCGUCGGCGUCGUCAAUCUGCACCUACGGUGCACACAGAGUGGACAGACGCUGACAACCGGUUCGUGGACAGACUAUAUCGACCAAGAGAGCGAAAUCGAUUAUUACGAGUGGUCGCUCUACAACAUAACAGGCCAAAACAAUGUCACGGAUUUCAAAAACGUCGGCGGCAACAACACGAUUAGUAAGCUGUUGACUCUAACCCACGGCGACGAGUACGAACUCCGCGUGAAAGCGCGCAACAAAGCUGGACUCGAGUCGGUGGGUAAAUCGUCUAUAGUUCUCUACGACAUUACUCCACCUAUACCGUCAUACGUGUACGACGGCUCGAAGACACAAGACGUGGACUAUCAGUCAGCAACCACUGGAAUAAAGGCAUACUGGGGAUCGAUGGACGACCAACAGACCGCCAUUGUUCGGUACGAAUGGGCAAUCGGCACACAAAGAGGUGGAGAGCAGACAAGACCGUACGAAAACACGGGUCUCACAAGAGAAGGUAGUUGCCCAACCUGCAUACUGUCAUCAGGGGUCACCUACUUUGUCACCGUCAUGGCCGUCAACGCCGCCGGACUGAAGGCGACCGUCUCUUCCGAUGGAAUUCUCAUCGACGACACUCCUCCACUGCCGGGAAUCGUAUUCGACGGCAGUUUGUCUGGCAAGGAUAUAGAUUAUCAGACCAAUACGACGUCACUAAGUUGCAGCUGGGAGCGCUUCAGAGACGAAGAGAGUCCAAUCAUCAUGUACGAAUAUUGUUUCAGCUCAAACGUCGAAACGUGUGACUUAGGCUCUACAAAAAACGUCGAUCUGCUUGCUUUCCGAUCAACAGCACACGGAGUGUCGCUCAAACAUCUAUCCACCUAUUAUGCCAUCGUCACCGCCACCAAUGGCGCCGGCUUGGAGUUCUCCGCAAGAUCGGACGGCGUCGUAAUCGACGCGACGCCGCCGACGGCGGGAAGAGUGAGAGAGGGCGAACAACGCGACGUCGACUGCAUUUGGAUCAACGAGACGUUACAACUCAAUUGGGACGAAUUCUACGACGACGAAACGGACGUCGUCCGAUACGAGUUUGGCGUCGGGAGCGCACCGGGUUUCGACAACGCCGUAGUCUUUACGUCGGUCGGACUCAAUAAGACCGCUACCUGCAAUCUCGAUUGGUCAACGUUCCAAACGGUCUAUGCGACCGUGACGGCCUACAACGAGGCGGGAGGGCGUUCGACCGCAUGGUCCGACGGAGUAACUGUUCUCUCACCACACCCAGGAUCCAUACAGCCCGAAGAAUGCGUGUCAUUCGGAUACGUGUGCAAUCAAGUCGUAUCGUACACGGCGACAACUACAACGCAGAAAAAGGUGUCUUACACAGAAAAGUACACGGAUCAGUGCGGGGACAUUUGGAAAUGGUUUUCUUGUGAAAAAGAAAGGACAAAGUACAAGUACGAGACUGUAAAUAAAGACGUCACAAGGUACAGGAUUCAAUGCAGAGACUGCAACAGUAAGGACGUUGACUGCCGAGUCAGCCUGUGGACGGCUUGGAAAUGCACAACCUGUUGCGCUGAUAUCAAAGAAGAAAGAACACGCACCGUGACCGUUGCUAAGAACGGCAACGGUGCGAACUGUCCGAGCCUAAAAGAGACGAGGACGGUCGAUGACGACAACAGAGCGUGCGAUAUUUUGGGUACAUGCUACAAAAAUCUUGCCUUCUCUACCAACGGCUGCAAAAAAUGUAAUAAAAGCGCAAACAGACACGAUUGGGAACUACUGUCCACUAUCAAUUGCAAUGACAACACUCAGUGUACAAAGAACGACCAGUGCAUUAACGGUGAAUGCAAAGGAACGGCAUAUACGUGCGAGACGUGCCAGUACUGCGACGGUUCCGGUUGUCCGACACGCGUUGGUAUGUGCUACAUCCAACAAACGUGCUACAACCUGAAAGACCCAAAUCCGGCCUCGCCGCAAUGCCAGAUAUGCGAGCCCAAUAAAGGCGAAAACUUGAAGUUCUACUCGUUGACGGGAAAUGCGUGCGAUGACAAGGACAUGUGCACUAGAGGUGAUAGUUGUAGUGCUGAUGGUCUCUGCGUCGGCACGCUCUACGAGUGCUUACCCGACUGCCAAGCUUGCGACGGCAACAAUGGUUGUAAGACGACCAAGGGCUGCGUGACGGCAGGGAAUUGCAGUUGCAGCAUCAACGGACAAUGCUACGUACAUGGCGCGCCUAAUACAAACAACAUGUGUCAGAAAUGCGACAUCUACAGCAAUGCGAAUGAAUGGACCGACCUGGCCGACGGAGCGAUUUGCGAUGACGGCAACGCAUGCACUCGUAAGGACAAAUGUACGGCCGGUACAUGUGGCGGGGAUCCGUUCAAGUGUCCUAAACAUCCAAACUGCACAGAAUCCAAUGUCUGCAACGGAGAUGGUUGCGACAUUGUGUAUAGAAAGGCAACGUAUCUGUGCUAUGAGAACCAGGAUGCCUGCGACUGGCCAGAUCAAUAUUGCACGGGCAGCACCGCGACGUGCCCACAGGACAUUCUCAAACCGAUUAACGGAAAGAAUAUAGAUAAGGGGACCGUGUCGGUUCUGAAUUUCGACAUCCAAACGGCAACCGAGUUGCUCUACACUGCUGUCGAGUCUGGAACGUUUUACCGUAUGAUGACACAAAACAAGGGAAUAAAAGCCAAGUUUAUUGGAUUCACGGUGCCUUGCGACGGCGUCUCCUUCUCGUGGCAGCUCGUGGAAGCUACGGAUACUCAACCGUCCGUUACUGGAGUACUGACGGCAACCUCGGGAAAGAUCGGAACGACAGAGGUAUCUGCUUCUAACCUAAACUUGGACAACGGUAGGGUUUAUAAGAUCUUGCUGACUGCUAAGAAUGUCCGUUCCGACUCCCAACAAGUCGAGUCCCAACUUAUUCUCGUUGAUACGACGCCUCCGACGUUCUCCGGAACCAUUAACGACGGCGAUGCCAAAGUAGACAUACAAUAUCAGGCGGCGACGACGACACUGUCGGCCUACUGGGAUCCCAACGACUUUGUAGACCCGGAAAGCGGUAGAGACACGAACUCGUUCCAAAUAGGAGCCGGUUUGAAAGCGUAUGAGACGACUGUCGCCGGUUUCACGGCAAGCAAGGCCGAUGAAGGCGUCCUCAACAAUUUAAAGUUGCAACACAACACGCGGUACUACAUAACAGUGUCUAUAGCGAAUCGAGCCGGGCUACGAGGUCAAGCAGCCUCAAAUGGCGUCCUUGUUGAUACCACUCCCCCCGUUGCAGGCACGGUCACAGUGUUGAAUGACGAAGGAGGAAAACUCGUAUACUUGGCAGCUUGUAGUCGUCAGAUUGAAGCUACUAUUGUCAACUUUAAGGACGACGAGAGUGGCCUCGACUCUUUCCAAUGGCAGAUCUGUAAGCACCCACUGACAAGCCCACUGCAGCUGUCCUGUUCGCAACAGGGGUAUGUCGAAUUUGCCUGCUCUCCAGACAACAACUGCAAGUUAAGCGUCUCUCAUCCGCAAGACAGAAUGGUGGAAAACGGCUGUUUCGUCAACGCCUAUUUCUAUCAACUCUACAUUAAAGCAAUAAACCGAGCAGGACCGUUCACGGAAGAGCUCUCGGACAAAUUUACCGUAGAUCUGGAACCACCCAUUGCUGGAGUAGUCAACGACGGCUUAGCAGCAGACAUUAAUUAUCAAUCGAACGAUCAGACUUUAAGUGCCAAUUGGCAAGGAUUCCGGGACGAGGUUAGUGGCAUAGACACCUGCGAACUGGCAGCGUUCGAAGAGUAUGGAACGGCAGAUGAGAAGAAAAUCGUCGACUACCUCAAAGUCCAGGCAUCUGGUCAAUGGACAUCGGAUAAACUAAGUUUGAUCACCGGCAAGACAUACUAUAUUAACGUCAAAUGCCAAGACAAGGCUGGUCUUAUUAGAGAAGUGACAACAGACGGUGUUCUGGUCGAUGCCGUAGCGCCGCAGCCAGGUCUCAUACUCGACACGGACGACAGAAAUCUGGACGGCGACGUCGACUACCAGACGUCGACCACAGAAGUCCAGACAAAGUGGGAUGCGUUCACGACCGCAAGCGGUCUCAAAUCGUGCACGUGGGCACUGUCUUCGACGUCCGAUCCGAACAAGGUCGGAGACGUGGUAGGCGACCAGCCUGUACAACUAACCGGACGCAAUUUCGACAGGAAAGUCCAACUGACGCCCUACGUCAAGUACUUCGCGAGCAUACAAUGCACCAGUAACGCCGGAUUGACGUCAGACGUCGCCUUUUCCGAUGGAAUCACGGCUGACAACACCAACCCGGUAGCCGGUACAGUCCUCGACUUGUGUAACGACGGCUGCGGAUCACAAGACGACGUCGUCUAUUCUGCCGACAACACGGCGCUUCGAUUCCGCUGGACUGGCUUUAGUGAUCCUCACAGCGGCGUCGUCGAGUACGAAUGGAACUACGCGACGUGCGGCACCAAUUUCUACAUAAUGCAGCAAUUUCUCUCCGCGGGGCUAAACACCACCGUUCUCAAGACCGGACUCGUUCUCAACCACAACGAACGCUACUGCGUAACAGUCCGCGCAAUCAACGAGGCAGGCGGAGAAACCAUUUCCGUCGGAAGCGGAGUUUUGAUCGAUACGACUGCCCCAAAAGGAGGCAUAAAUCACGACGGUUCCAGUGCUGGUAAAGACAUAGAUUUCCAAUCUAACAACAGAGAGCUAUGGUACACAUGGGAUCUGAUCGUGGACCCGGAAUCGAUGAUCGAAGAUUUGACAAUCAAAGUGGGGUCGUUACCAGGUCUCGAAGACGUCAGUCCGACUCAGUCGAUUUCCACCACAGCCGUUUCCUACUCUAUCGGAGCCUUGCUGCUGAAACACAACCGUGUUUACUACGGAACGGUCUGUGCGACAAAUAAAGCGCGAGUUGAAACGUGUGUUCGCGCCGAUGGCGUUCUCAUCGAUGCCUCGCCACCGGAUGUAGGCGUGGUCGUCGACGGGGUCUUGCAGCCGGACAUAGAUUAUCAGUCCAAUGAUCACACAAUCAAGGCCCACUGGUAUGGAUUUAAGGACGUCGAAAGCAACAUCCACAAGUUCGAGUGGGCCAUUGGAACGACGCCAAACGGUACUGACGUUAUCGGCUUCACCGAAAUCGGAACGAAUGUCACCGCCACAGAGACCGGACUAAGUCUCGUCAACGGGAAGAAGUACUACGUCACCGUCAAUGCCUAUAAUCCCGGCGGUCACAAAGUGACCAAAGAGUCGGACGGAGUAGUCGUAGACACCACCGCACCGUCGCACCAGGGAAAGCCGACGUUUAAAAUAACAGGAAAUUCGGUGCUCACCGCCUCGUGGAAGAACUUCACCGACUCCGAGAGUUCCAUCUGGUUCUACAAGUGGGCCGUCGGUACGACAAAAUGCGGAACACAGAUUCAAGCGCACACAAACGUCGGCCCGGUAGCAAACGGCAAACUAACCGGCGCAAGCUUUAUCGCAGGAACGACCUACUAUAUCUCCGUCAUCGCGAGAAAUCGAGCAGAUCUCACCGACCACAUUUGUUCCGACGGACUUCUCUUUGACGACACACCGCCCAAAGCCGGUGAAGUACGAGACGGUUCGAGCGACGAUAUCGAGUAUACAUCUGACGAUGACUCUAUUGCUGCCAACUGGAACGAUUUUGUGGACCCGGACAGCGGGAUUUCGACCUGCUACUUUGGUGUCGGUACCUCGACGUCUAAAACCGACACACAGGGAUUCGUUGAUAUCAAGACGGUCACAUCAUAUACACUGAAAGGUCUUUCGCUGGUGCAAGGAGUCAAGUAUUAUGUUCAUGUCAGAUGCACGAACGGCGUUGGUAUGCAUAAUACAACAAAGACGUCCAAUGGUGUACUGGUCGACGUAACGGCACCUGUUAACGGCUCGGUAAAAACGGUCAAAUAUCAGUCGUCGACGACUUACGUUGCGGCGACCUGGGGUGGAUUUGUCGACCCGGAUUCUGGCAUCGAAUCGUACUGGUGGGCCAUUGGUAGCCGCACACCCGAUUCGGUCGACAUUCAGGGACUCGUCGAUGUCGGGCCCCGACAGUCCAAACGUCUUACUAACCUAAAUCUAACAGCGCAUCUAACCUACUACGUUUCCGUUAGAGCCUACAACAAAGCGGGUCUCUAUACUAGACGCCAUUCUGAAGGACUGACGGUAGAUAAUUCACCGCCAAUAGCAGGAAACGUUCAAGACGGGCUAGGCAAUCAGGACAUCGACUGGCUCACAGUUAGGAAAGGAAUCGGUGCAAAAUGGUCGGGAUUCAAUGAUCCCCACAGCCAGAUCGACUACUACCGCUGGGCAGUGGGAACAAACGCAGGAGGACGACAACUGCAAGAUUACAAGAAAGUAAACGCAAUACAAGACACGUGUCAGGGUUGUGAAUUCACUUCCGGCAGCAGCUAUUUUGUCACGGUAGAGGCGGUGAAUGAAGCCGGACUCACGACAACCGUCUCGUCUGAUGGAUUUGUAGUCGAUCUGACCCCUCCCGAUGUGAGUCCUGUCAAGGUCGUCAAGUGGCAAAGUGUGGACUUUCUGGCUGUAGAAUGGUUGGGAGCCAGAGAUGCUGAAAGCGGCCAGCUGUCGUGUUGGGUGACUAUCGAUGAUAAGCGAGAACACGUGAUCUCAACGGCAGACAGCCAAACCGUUCUCGUCGACACAGCACGACUACAAUUGGGAAAUCAAAUAAACUGCUCUGUCGAAUGUGUCAACGAGGCCGGUUUGAGUAGCACGGUCUCUCCAGUUCUCGUGGAUGCAUCUCAACCGUCUAAAGGUACACUGACGAUAUUCGAUCAGACGGAAUACAGUUUCAUAGUCGAAUGGACAGGAUUUGAAGAACAAGAGAGUUACAUUGCUUACUACGAAUGGGAUGUUGUACCGUGUCUCAACAACACCUACACGUUCUCGCGUGUUACACAGAGUGAUGACUUCCAAGUUUCCUAUUCCGUUCCAGAAGACUCGGACGAGAAAUGUUUCACUGUUUAUAUGAGAGCAACAAACUCUUUCGGACUCCCAUCAAACGUCGCUAGCAUAAAGGUGCAGCUGACGUCGGUGGACAAACCGUCAGAAGGCUCGUGUUGCGACAUCAACGUUCGAUACACAAAAAAUGAAAUCGUAGCCACAUGGGAUUGGAAGCCAGGCUUCGAACGGUUUGCAAGCAAGGCCACCUACCGCUGGGCGGUAGGGACCGAAGUUGGACGAUCGCUUGUCCUGAGUUACACAACAACAGGAACUAACCAGACGGGCUUCUGCUCCAGUUGUUCUAUAGUACAAGGGGCAACUUACGUCAUUACCGUUCAAGCAUCUGUUGACAACUUCGAAACAUUCAUUAGCAGUCAAUCAGAUAAAAUAAUCAUAGACUUCACCGAGCCCGAGUGCGGCAUAGUUCAAGAAGGCAGCGAAGAAAGUGAUAUAAAGUAUUAUCAACUCGACGAUCUAUACGCUCUCCAUUGGGGUGAGGGCUGGGGUUACGGUUGGUGUGACCAUUGGAAACAUAUAACAAAGAGAGACCCACGUAACACAAAGACAUCAAUAGUUUGGAACGAAUUUACAGAUGAAGAAUCGGGAGUAAGGACGAUGAUAGCUGAAGUCAUAGAUAACAAGAAAGGUGGAAAAAAGAGAUCAACAGAUGACCUCGCAAUUUGGAAUAUGACCAUCCAACCGGCGACGAAAAACGGAACUCUGAAAGAUAUCGAUCUACCAUGGAUAGCAGGACACUGCUAUAAAUCAGUGGUGACGUGCAUCAACGGCGUGGGACUAAGUUGUCAGGCAGAGUCCGACGGAUUUUGCGUCGACGGAACCCCACCCGUCGUCGGCGUCGUCAAUCUGCACCUACGGUGCACACAGAGUGGACAGACGCUGACAACCGGUUCGUGGACAGACUAUAUCGACCAAGAGAGCGAAAUCGAUUAUUACGAGUGGUCGCUCUACAACAUAACAGGCCAAAACAAUGUCACGGAUUUCAAAAACGUCGGCGGCAACAACACGAUUAGUAAGCUGUUGACUCUAACCCACGGCGACGAGUACGAACUCCGCGUGAAAGCGCGCAACAAAGCUGGACUCGAGUCGGUGGGUAAAUCGUCUAUAGUUCUCUACGACAUUACUCCACCUAUACCGUCAUACGUGUACGACGGCUCGAAGACACAAGACGUGGACUAUCAGUCAGCAACCACUGGAAUAAAGGCAUACUGGGGAUCGAUGGACGACCAACAGACCGCCAUUGUUCGGUACGAAUGGGCAAUCGGCACACAAAGAGGUGGAGAGCAGACAAGACCGUACGAAAACACGGGUCUCACAAGAGAAGGUAGCUGCCCAACCUGCAUACUAUCAUCAGGGGUCACCUACUUUGUCACCGUCAUGGCCGUCAACGCCGCCGGACUGAAGGCGACCGUCUCUUCCGAUGGAAUUCUCAUCGACGACACUCCUCCACUGCCGGGAAUCGUAUUCGACGGCAGUUUGUCUGGCAAGGAUAUAGAUUAUCAGGCCAAUACGACGUCACUAAGUUGCAGCUGGGAGCGCUUCAGAGACGAAGAGAGUCCGAUCAUCAUGUACGAAUAUUGUUUCAGCUCAAACGUCGAAACGUGUGACUUAGGCUCUACAAAAAACGUCGAUCUGCUUGCUUUCCGAUCAACAGCACACGGAUUUUCGCUCAAACAUCUAUCCACCUAUUAUGCCAUCGUCACCGCCACCAAUGGCGCCGGCUUGGAGUUCUCCGCAAGAUCGGACGGCGUCGUAAUCGACGCGACGCCGCCGACGGCGGGAAGAGUGAGAGAGGGCGAACAACGCGACGUCGACUGCAUUUGGAUCAACGAGACGUUACAACUCAAUUGGGACGAAUUCUACGACGACGAAACGGACGUCGUCCGAUACGAGUUCGGCGUCGGGAGCGCACCGGGUUUCGACAACGCCGUAGUCUUUACGUCGGUCGGACUCAAUAAGACCGCUACCUGCAAUCUCGAUUGGUCAACGUUCCAAACGGUCUACGCGACCGUGACGGCCUACAACGAGGCGGGAGGGCGUUCGACCGCAUGGUCCGACGGAGUAACUGUUCUCUCACCACACCCAGGAUCCAUACAGCCCGAAGAAUGCGUGUCAUUCGGAUACGUGGUGUGAAUCCACACUACGUCGGCCCACCCAAGAAAACAAUUUAAACCUUAAAUAGAGAUGGGUACUGUAGUAAAACUUGAACGGUAUUGCCGUCCGUGUUUAGAAGUAUUUUAGAUCAUAACACAAACCUUUAUGCAUAUGUGUACGUUGGUGUACGCAUCAACUAUUUAAUUAAGGGGCAGCUUUUGGUCUGUUGGUCAUUCUAACCUGAGCAAUUUCGAAUUGUUCUAUGGUGUAUACACAAUUGUAUUGGUGACAAUAAAUUUCUUCUAUUACAA
This is a messenger RNA of Corticium candelabrum, 16255 nucleotides long. RefSeq lists its product as uncharacterized. NCBI's taxonomy places the organism in Eukaryota, Metazoa, Porifera, Homoscleromorpha, Homosclerophorida, Plakinidae. Bases 222 to 15983 code for a protein of 5253 amino acids. Gene Ontology annotation, molecular function: protein binding. The record is from RefSeq and is a predicted model, not a curated record. The transcript is spliced from 11 exons.